CGUCUGAGUGAGACUGUCAAAUUAACAAACACUCACUCACAUUUAUCCAGCACCAAAACAAAUAUGAAAUUCCAGCUAAUCUCGACUCAUCACCAUUGAUAGUCCUUGCCAAGAUGGGGUUAUUCGGGAAAUCAAAGACGCCUGACCCGAAGCUUAUGGUCCAAGAAUGGUCCAAAGGGAUUCGCAAGGAAGGCUACACCAUCGACCGACAGAUCAACGCCAUCAAACGAGAAGAACUCAAGGCCUUGAGAUCAGCGAAAAUGGCCGCCAAGAAAGGCGACAAGGAUUCGGCUCGGGUUCUGGCCAAGGAGAUCGUCAAUGCGAGAAAGAGUGUGAGCAAACUCUACACAGCCAAAGCCCAUCUAUCUUCCAUUGAGAACGGCAUGAAAGCCCAAGCCGCUCAGUUAAAGAUGGCCGGGUCAUUGGCCAAAUCCGCGGAUGUCAUGAAGGCCAUGCAGCAACUCAUCAAGAUUCCAGAGCUACAGAAAACAAUGCAAGACAUGUCCAAAGAGAUGAUGAAGGCCGGGAUUAUCGAGGAGAUGAUGGACGACACCAUGGAGAGUUUGGAAGAUGGGGAGGAUAUGGAAGAGAGCGUUCAAUUGGAAGUGGACAAAGUGUUGUCAGAAGUACUUGCCGACACGAACCAAGCAUUGUCGAAGGCUGGACGAGUACCAGAAGCAUCCAUCGACCUUCCGGAACCCGUGGAAGACGAGGAAGAGGCCAAAGUUGAGGUGGAAGAGGAUUUAGAAGAGAUGCAAGAGAGACUUCAAGCCCUUCGAAACUAGUAAUGCGACCCAUUGUUUUUCUUUUGUUCUGUGAUUAUAUCCUAGUUUAUGUACUACUAAAACCUACAUGCCAACAAAAUUAUCUCCCUAUUGUUAAUAGUAACACGAAAAUAACCUUA
This is a messenger RNA of Tigriopus californicus, 904 nucleotides long. It is a transcript of the gene Vps24, whose product is annotated as charged multivesicular body protein 3-like. The record is from RefSeq and is a predicted model, not a curated record. Gene Ontology annotation, cellular component: ESCRT III complex; multivesicular body. Bases 114 to 785 code for a protein of 223 amino acids. NCBI's taxonomy places the organism in Eukaryota, Metazoa, Arthropoda, Copepoda, Harpacticoida, Harpacticidae. The transcript is spliced from 4 exons. Gene Ontology annotation, biological process: late endosome to vacuole transport; endosome transport via multivesicular body sorting pathway; protein transport.